UUGCUGUUUAUUUUUGGAUCAUCGACUGAAGCAAAAGAUAUGUUGCAGUGUCUCUUGCUUCUGUGCCUAGUAACUACUAGGGCCUUGUGUGAGGAUGAGCCCAACCUGGGAGGAGGAAAGGGGCGCGAGGGCUGGAUUGACCCAGGGGAUAUGCUUCUUGACUUAGAUUCCAUCCCAGGAAGUAGUCAUAAACCAAAUAAGUACGUAGAGUCUGAAAAGGAAAUAGUCCCAGAAGAAAUGAGUGAUAUUGUUCAAAAUUGUAUGAAAUACAAGGACCAACUUCAACCAGUCCUAUGUGAUAAGAUAUGCAAAGAUGCCAAUGGAGACGUGCUGUCGUCAGCUUCAGAUGGAUCAGGGUGUCCCGAGUGUACUGAGUGUAAUAAGGGAACUUGUGACAUGUUCUUCAAACAGUACAUCAACAGGCUUCUUCUUCAUUUUAACACAAAGUUGCAAGAGGGUGAUUCCACUGUUUAUGACAUGACAGUUAAAUUGACAUCAUCUGAUAUGGCUGCCCUCACCAAGUAUGCCAAAUCUGACCAGGGAAAUGUUCAGGAUGCAAACUCAGCCCUAGGUCAGAUGAUUGUGAAGGUAACACAAAGAGAAAGCUCUGUUCUAGAGCCUGAAACCUGGUCCUUUGAGGAAACUUUUGGACUACAGUUUCAAACAGUUUUACAGGUGUUAUGUGCUGUCACAUUGGCUUUAGUCUGUGUUUACCUGUCAGUGAAGAUACACUUGCAGAUAACCAUGCUUCAGCUCUUUGGCAAGCUGGUUGCUCUGUUAUUCUUUAUCAGCAUUCCUUGGAAUUGGGUCCACUUGUACAAGAUGGCAGUUGCUAAAAAGAUGGCUGAAGCAGUGAAGAAUAUACCAGCUGAAUGUAGACCAUCUGAUAUGUCAUGGCACCAUUCCUUGGGGAGCUGGUUCAAGGACUUGUUCACAUUCCAGGAGGAUGAAUGUGUGCAGUACCACGAGGCACUACUUGUUAACCCAAUACUUGAGGUGGCCCCAACUCAGGCAAUUGCAGUUACCUUUACAAAAUUUCUUCUUGAGCCAGUCAAAUACAUCGGGGAAUCUGUUGGUGAUUUCUUCAAACAUCUUCUUAAAGACAUGCCUGUACAGCUGGCCCCAUUCGUCCUUGCCUUUGUUGUGAUCACUCUCAUUCUCAUGAUCAUCAUGACGUUUGGGUAUAGGAUCCGCUUGCCAUUUUUCUUCAGUCUUGAGCGAGACAGUCCAAAGGUUGAUAGUGGGUCAGACACAAAGGAGUUGAAACAAAUGGCUGAGAAGCAAAAUGUUCAGUUGAUGGAAGUACAGAAAACACUUGCUCUGCUGCAGCAAUCCCAGAAUCCUUCAGUCACAUUUGCAGACAGCAAGUCACAAAUGGCCAUUGACAACUGCGGCCCUUCUGAGCCACAUGCUUUGGAAUAUAGCAAGAAUAUGCAGAACCGAAAAGUGAAGAAAAAUCAAAAAUCAAACAUUUUAAGUACAUUACCUGCAACUGCAUGUAAGAAAAAUGAAAGUCCGCCGAUUCAGGAACAACAAGCCGAUAGUUCAGACCAAUGUGUGAUAUCAAGGCGAAAAAGAUCUGAGGAAACUGUUGAUACAAAGCAUGCAGAAUCGGAUGAUAGCUUUGAAGAUAUAACUAAAGAAUCUGCUGAUAUUUUGGUGGAUAUUUCUGAUUGUGAAGUCAAUGAUGAAAAAAUUGAGUUUGAACAAUCUGGUGAAUCUCUGUCUGACAGUGGUAACAAAACUGACCCAUCUAACGAAGACAAUACUAGUGAUGCUCUGCCAAGUCUAACAAUAAAUACUCAAAGGAUCCCUGAGGUGAAUUCAGCUCAUGGUGAAGGUAAAGUUAGCCCUACUAGGAAGACUCCAAGAUCAAUGCUUCCAACUGCUAAAUCCAUACCCACCCCCUCUCGAAUCAAACCCCCAAAGGUACACUCUGGUAUACCAAAGAGAGGUGUAGAAAAUAUUGUUGCGAAAUCAUCAAGCAAUGUUAGCCUUGAUUAAUACUAUACAUGUUAAAUGUAGAGUGAUAGACAUUUAAAAGGUAAUUAAUUGAGCAAAUGAGGGAUCAAAAGAAUGAUGCUAUUUGUCUCAGGAUUUUAAUAUACCAUAUGAAAGGGAAAGUAUUGGGAAAAGGAGAAUAACAUUACAGAUGUCUGCUAUUUCCAUUGGUUAAAGUUUAUUGAAAUUAAUAGUCCAUUCAUGAACAGGGGGCAAUUUUUAGUCCAAAAUUUUUACACGGGAAAAAGAUUUUGCUGAGAAAGAUAAAUUUUCCCUGGAUCACACUUUAAGUAUCUUUCAACCUCAUUAAUGUACAAUGAAACACAAAACUGAGUAAUACUAAUUAAAAAUCGAGUGUGAAUUUUUUAAACUAAAAUAUAUAUUUUUAAAUGACAAUUUCAAAUGAAUACUUUUUAAAUACAGAUUUAUCAUCUUUCAAAUGAUAUAUUGGAACCUCAGGACAAAUUUCAUCAUUC
This is a messenger RNA of Owenia fusiformis, 2477 nucleotides long. The record is from the annotation of a GenBank genome assembly. Lineage: Eukaryota; Metazoa; Annelida; Polychaeta; Sabellida; Oweniidae.